AUGGCGGACGAACCGACCUCUCUAUGGAUGUACAAUCCAUCCUUCCCGCUCGCCGUCCUCGCCACCGUUAUUUACGGCCUCGUCUUCUUCGCCAUCUUUUACUUGACCGUCAUCAAGCACCGCGCCUGGUUCUUCCUCUGUGUCGUGAUUGGCGCCGCCAUCGAAGUCGUCGGUUAUGGUCUCCGGUGUUACUCCGUCAAGAAGCCGACGUUGGUUGGCCCGAUGGCAGCCACGCUCUCUCUCGUCGUGAUCGCGCCCGUCUUUGUCGCAGCAGGGAAUUACCUCCUCAUCGGGCGGUUGAUCCGAGCCGUCCUCGACCACUCGAGAACCGGCCAUCGUGUCUUUGGUGUGCCUGGUCGGCUGAUCACGCGCAUCUUUGUCAUCCUCGAUGUCAUCACGUGUCUCAUCCAAGGCAACGGGUCCGGUAUUGCGAGCUCAGUGGAAUGGGUGGGCAAGACGGCGGACGUCGGCAUCUACAUCCUGCUCGGGGGACUCGGCCUGCAGGCCGUUGCUUUCAGUUUCUUCCUGUGCAUCUUCGCACGGUUUCACUACCUUGCUACGAAGAAGGGACUGGCGGAUGUGAACGCGCCGGUCGGAUGGCAGCGGGUUGUCGUUGCCGUCUAUGUAUCGUCGUUCUUGAUCCUGAUCCGUUGCAUCUACCGCGUGGCCGAGUUUGCAGAGGGCACAGAAGGUUACGCCUUCCGGCACGAGUGGCUGUUCUGGAUCUUUGAGGCGGUGCCCAUGCUCGUCGCCAUCGGCGUGUUUUGCGUCAUACACCCCAGUGCCUAUCUUGGCCGCGACGGGGCGCGAAGCAGGAUUCGCGAAAAGGUUCAAGUUGGAGAGCCAGAGGAAGCACCCACCGAGUUGUUUGAUACAUUACCUCAACGGCCGUCCAUGUCUUCGAGGCGACACGAGCAUUGGUAG
This is a messenger RNA of Parathielavia appendiculata, 924 nucleotides long. RefSeq names its product RTA1-domain-containing protein. Lineage: Eukaryota; Fungi; Ascomycota; Sordariomycetes; Sordariales; Chaetomiaceae. The transcript is spliced from 3 exons. The coding region runs from base 1 to 924 and encodes 307 amino acids. The record is from RefSeq and is a predicted model, not a curated record. Gene Ontology annotation, cellular component: membrane.